Messenger RNA from Serendipita indica DSM 11827, 1362 nucleotides. The record is from the annotation of a GenBank genome assembly. Lineage: Eukaryota; Fungi; Basidiomycota; Agaricomycetes; Sebacinales; Serendipitaceae.
AUGUCGAAUCCAGCACCCGUACAGCCUAUUCAUGGCAACUAUCACGCCUAUUACUCGAGAAAACAGAAUGCAACUGGAAAUCUUGAUCCUCGACUGAGUUUACUUCCAAAAGAUAUCUUUGCUGGUAAACGAGUUUUGGAUGUAGGCUGCAACGAAGGCUGGGUCACCGUGGACAUUGCAAAAUUUUUCGCACCCUUCAAAGUUAUUGGCGUCGACAUUGACGGCGAUCUCAUUCGAGCAGCAUGGAAACGCAGAAAGCUCGUCUGGAGUUUACAAGCACCACCAGCACAGCAUGACAUGACUUCAGAGUCUGAAGAGGCGCCCUCACCUCGACCCGGAAAGAAGAGAAAGCGCAUCGAUGCUCAGUCCAUCAUCCCUAUCAACGAGUCCCUCACAAGAUUGUACCCGGUCCCAAGGUCAACCAAGGAGAACAUGCAGUCAUAUUUUCCUCUUGCAAUGGAGUACAUGUUCGAGCCUCUACCCAUUCCCUCUGUCAACUACCUUCCCGAACAUCUGCAUCGACAGUUUCCCCACAAUGUGGCAUUCUAUGCAGCAGAUUGGAAUCGGAAAGUUGAUCACGACGCAUUACUACAAAUGUCAGAUAACGUUGGCGGGAUUGAAAAGGAGGAUCGCGAUGGGUACGACGUGGUAAUUGGGUUCUCCAUUACAAAAUGGAUACAUCUCAAUGAUGGUGACGAGGGUAUUGUACGAUUCUUUCGAAAGGUCCAUACAGUGCUGCACCCCCGAGGAGUCUUUCUCCUCGAGCCACAAGAGUGGGAAGAAUAUGCUAAAGUGCGAAGAAUAAGCCCCAUCCUAGCUGAAAACUACAAGGGGCUAAAGCUGCGACCGUCAGAGUUUCCGAGUCUACUUGAAGAUAUUGGCUUCAAACGAGAAUCUCCGUAUACGGUUGAUGGACGCAAACGAUCCAUUCUUUCUGGCAAAGGCGCAGGAAAGACUGGAGGCAAAGGAAAGGGUGGAAAGGCAUCGCUCAGUGCUGGAGCUGCUGAUAAGGGCGCGUCGCGUUCGAGCCGUGCUGGCCUUCAGUUCCCAGUCGGUCGUAUUCACAGAAUGUUGAAGCGUGGAAACUAUGCUCAACGUGUUGGUGCCGGUGCUCCCGUUUACCUCGCUGCCGUUCUCGAAUAUCUUGCAGCUGAGAUUCUCGAACUCGCUGGCAAUGCUGCUCGUGACAACAAGAAGCAACGUAUCGUUCCACGACAUUUGCAACUCGCUAUCCGAAACGAUGAAGAACUCAACAAGCUCCUCGGUGAUGUCGUCAUCUCGCAGGGUGGUGUUGUUCCCCAUAUUGCUGCUGAGCUCCUCCCGAGAGCAGGCAAGCGUGGCAUGGAGAGCCAGGAGAUUUGA